Empidonax traillii (willow flycatcher) is the source of this 944-nucleotide messenger RNA. RefSeq names its product UDP-glucuronosyltransferase 1-1-like. Bases 81 to 929 code for a protein of 282 amino acids. Lineage: Eukaryota; Metazoa; Chordata; Aves; Passeriformes; Tyrannidae. The transcript is spliced from 2 exons. Gene Ontology annotation, molecular function: UDP-glycosyltransferase activity. The record is from RefSeq and is a predicted model, not a curated record.
CGGGUGGGGCACGGCUACAAAAGCCCCAGAGCCAGCCCCGGCCUCUCGGUGUGUGGGCUCCUCUCUGGGCAGCUCCCGACAUGCUGCGGGCACUGCUGCUCCCCUUCCUGUGCCUCCUGGGUCCUGCCAGCGCUGGGAAGCUGCUGGUGAUCCCCAUGGAGGGCAGCCACUGGCUCAGCAUGAGGGAAGUGCUGGCAGAGCUGAACAAGAGAGGGCACGAAAUUGUGGUUCUGGCCCCGGACAACAAGAUGCUCAUCGACUCCUCGGACGUCUAUGAGUUGAAAACCUACCCUGUCCCCAUCAAGAAGGAAGAGAUGGAAGCCCUGGUGCGCUCCUUUGGUUCGAGGUGCUUUAGUGAAGAGCCCUUCCUGAUCAGGUUUUGGAAUAUUCUGAAAGAUUCCCGGAAGAGCGGCAACAUGUUCGAAUCCACCUGCAGAGCCCUGCUGUACAACGAGGAGGUGAUGAAAUACAUCCAAGACAGCAAAUUUGACGCCAUCUUCACGGACCCCUUCAACCCCUGCGGGCAGAUCAUUGCCGUCCACUUCUCCAUCCCCAGCAUCUUCUUCAUGAGGGGAGUGCCGUGUAACAUCGACAUCCAGGCUGCCCAGGGCCCCGACCCGCCGUCCUACGUCCCGCGCAUGUUCUCCCUCCUCACGGACCGCAUGACCUUCUCCCAGAGGGUGAAGAACUUCCUGAUCUUCCUCUCCGAGUCCUUCAGCUGCAGCGUCGCCUUCUCCCCCUUCGAAGAACUGGCCUCGGAGUUCCUGCAUCGGGAGGUGACAGUGCUGGAUCUCCUGCGCCAGGGCUCCGUUUGGCUCCUCAGGGUAGAGUUUGUGAUGGACUAUCCCCGGCCUUUGAUGCCCAACAUCAUUCCCAUUGGAGGGGUGCACUGUGCUCACAAGAAGCUGACUCAGGUGGGUCUGGUUUAGUUCGUGCUGAGGUUG